AAUUUGGACAGAGAAGACGGGCUAGAGACGGUGUUAGAGGUUCCAGUGCCGGAAGAAAUGUUUACCAAGAUGGGAAGCAACGCGGCAGGGCGGUGGAGGAAUAUGCACGCUCUCAUGAAGGCACAUGCCGUUGUAACCGCGGUGGCGACUGACGUCAGAACACCGGCGUCAUCUUCAUCGAUGAGUAAUGUCAAUAUGCAUUUGCAAUCAAAAUCAGACAACGAGUUUGUGGCCUUGUUGAAAAUCGUGGGAAGUCCUCUUAUUCCUUUUCAUGUCCCUCUUGAGUUUUGUCUAUCCCGACCCAUCAACGACACUUCCAUCGAGGCGUCGACGGCUAAAUACAUAGUGCAACAGUACGUGGCAGCGUGCGGAGGUCCAGCGGCUUUAAACGCGGUGAAGAGCAUGUACGCGGUGGGGCAGGUGAGGAUGCAAGGCUCCGAGAUGGUUGCUGGAGAGGACCAAGGGACGGGUACGCCGGUGAGGCUGGGUAAAGGCAGUUUCGAGGUCGGAGGUUUUGUUUUAUGGCAGAAGAAUCCAAAUCUUUGGUUCUUGGAGCUAGUGGUUUCCGGUUUCAAGAUUAGCGCCGGUAGUGACGGCAAAGUGGCUUGGAACCAAUCCUCUACUCAACCUUCUCAGGCCCACCGUGGCCCUCCUCGUCCUCUCCGCCGCUUUUUUCAGGGACUAGACCCGAGAUGCACGGCAAGUCUAUUCCUAGACGCUGUUUGCAUCGGCGAACAAUCAGUUAACGGUGAAGACUGUUUUGUCUUAAAGUUAGAAACGCCAUCAGAUAUUCUCAAGGCACAAUGCUCACCAAACACGGAAGUGAUCCACCACACGGUGUGGGGUUACUUCAGCCAACGAACGGGACUUCUUGUAAAGUUCGGUGACACAAAGCUCGUGAGGGUCAAAUCUGGUAGAGGCAAAAGCGAUGGCGUUUUCUGGGAGACAAGUAUGGAGUCAAUCAUCGACGAUUAUAUAUUCGUUGACGCAGUAAACAUAGCUCACGGUGGUCAAACUGUGACAACGCUUUAUCGUUACGGCGGAGCUGUAAAUCACCGAAGAAGAAUAGAGGAGAAAUGGCGGAUCGAGGAAGUGGAUUUCAAUAUUUGUGGAUUGUGUUUGGAGAGCUUUUUACCACCGUCGGAUAUCAACACUGAUCAUUAGAAACUGCGAACCGGUACUGUGCUGUUCAAAUUGAUGGUCGGUUCUUUGAUGUUAGUGAAUAUAAAAUUGGCUUUGGACUGCUGUUUUAGAUUGUCUUGUGAUUCUCAGUUCAUGGGAAGUUUGUUAUAGCUCUUGGAUGGAAUAAGGUGUAUGCAUUUGAGAUUUGUCAGAUUGUAGAACCCAGGAAGUGGUGCUUCAAGUGUAUCGUACUUCACAAGAUUUAGAAGAAAUGUGUUUUUGACUC
This is a messenger RNA of Arabidopsis arenosa, 1408 nucleotides long. Lineage: Eukaryota; Viridiplantae; Streptophyta; Magnoliopsida; Brassicales; Brassicaceae. The record is from the annotation of a GenBank genome assembly.